UGGUCUGCAGUGUGGCCACUCGCUCUUGUGCUUGCUUUUUAACGCUGCACCCCAAGAUGAGGAGCGGGAAGGCCUCCUGCACCCUGGACACCGUGUGGGAGGACAAGCGGAGGCCUGAGGCCACAGCGGCCGCCUGCGACCAGGAGCUGCCGGCCAUGAACGGGCCCAGCCCAGAGGAGGCCAGGGAGGCAGAGGCCGCGGACCCCAGGAGGAAACACGACAGCCAGAGGCCCUUGCUGAAGAAGAGGAAGCGAUCGCCCAGGGGCUGGCUGGACCCCACGGACCUGGCCCUCGUGGGCCUCUCUGCAGACCACGUGUGGCUGGACAAGCCAUUCUUCGACCAGGCGGAGACCUGCUACCGCCAGAGGCUGGCCGAUGCUGGUGCCCGGGCCACACACAGUGCCUGUGUCCAUGGCAACCUCGUGGCCUGCCACCACGUGACCUGGGGCGUCUGGGUCAACAAGUCUUGCUUUGACCAGGCCGAGCGGGCUUUCGUGGAGUGGUCACAGGCCCUACUGCUGGCCGCCGAGGAGAGCCGUGGUCAAGGAGCCCGCGACACGGGGUCGCCGGUGCCCACCCCAGAGCUGGCCCUGGCUUGCCAGCCCAGCCUGCCAGCCAGCAGCCAACCCUCUUUGGGCAACCUGCAAGCGCUGGUGCGGGAGGUCUGGCUGGACAAGCCGCGGUACGAUGCGGCUGAGAGAGGCUUCUACGAGGCCCUGUUUGACGGCCACCCCCCGGGGAAGGUGCGUCUGCAGGAGCGGGCUGGCCAGGCCGAAGGUGCCCGGCGUGGCCGCAGGGACCGGCGUAGCCGCAGCGGCCAAGGCAGCCAGCGGCCGGGGCCACGGCGCUCGGACGGGGAGGGCUCCACAGCCUGGCCCUGCUGGUACUUCCUGCACAGGGACGCGGAAGCCCCCUGGCUCAGCAAGCCCGCCUACGACAGUGCCGAGUGCUGCCACCAUGCCGCCGAGGCCCUGCGCACGGCCUGGCGCCUCGAAGCCACCUCCCUGGCCCUUCGGCCCGGACACCGGGCUGGCCCGUCCCCGUCCAACCUGAGACCCAACAGAAAAAUGACCACAAACUUCUUGGUCCACGAGAAGAUCUGGUUUGACAAAUUCAAGUAUGAUGAGGCGGAGAGGAGCUUCUAUGAGCGCAUGAACGGGCCCGCGGAUGGCGCCCCUCGCCAGGGGAACGGGGCCAGCGGGAUCCUCCGCGACAUCGCGAGAGCCAGGGAGAACAUCCAGAAGUCACUGGCUGGAAGCUCGGGCCCCGGGGCCUCCAGCGGGCCAAGCGGAGACCACAGCGAGCUGGCCGUGCGCAUCGCCAGCCUGGAAGUGGAAAACCAAAACCUGAGAGGCGUGGUGCAGGAUCUGCAGCAGACCGUCUCCAAGCUCGAGGCCCGGCUGAGUGCCCUGGAGAGGGGCUCACCUGCCCCCCGCUCGGCCCCACAGACCCAGCAUGUAUCGCCCAUGCGCCAAGUGGAGCCGCCGGCCCCGAAGGCGGCCACCCCGGCAGAGGACGACGAGGACGACAUCGACCUGUUUGGCAGCGACGAGGAGGAGGACAAGGAGGCAGCGCGGCUGCGGGAGGAGCGGCUGCGGCAGUACGCCGAGAAGAAGGCCAAGAAGCCGGCGCUGGUGGCCAAGUCCUCCAUCCUCCUGGACGUCAAACCGUGGGAUGAUGAAACUGACAUGGCCCAGCUGGAGGCCUGUGUGCGGUCAGUGCAGCUGGAUGGACUGGUCUGGGGGGCAUCCAAGCUGGUGCCUGUGGGGUAUGGCAUCCGCAAGCUGCAGAUCCAGUGCGUGGUGGAGGAUGACAAGGUGGGCACCGACCUGCUGGAGGAGGAGAUUACCAAGUUCGAGGAGCACGUGCAGAGCGUGGACAUUGCAGCAUUCAACAAGAUCUGAAGGGGGAGGGAUGGGGGAUCCUGCUGUGAUUAAAGAGGACUCUGGCUGUUA
Molecule: messenger RNA, 1955 nt
Organism: Ochotona curzoniae (black-lipped pika)
Lineage: Eukaryota; Metazoa; Chordata; Mammalia; Lagomorpha; Ochotonidae
Gene: EEF1D
Product: eukaryotic translation elongation factor 1 delta
Exons: 8
Coding region: 57-1904 (615 amino acids)
Biological process (GO): translational elongation
Cellular component (GO): cytosol; eukaryotic translation elongation factor 1 complex
Molecular function (GO): translation elongation factor activity; guanyl-nucleotide exchange factor activity
Source: RefSeq, a predicted model, not a curated record